This is a messenger RNA of Chaetura pelagica (chimney swift), 729 nucleotides long. It is a transcript of the gene ADIPOQ, whose product is annotated as adiponectin, C1Q and collagen domain containing. The transcript has 2 exons. Bases 1 to 729 code for a protein of 242 amino acids. Gene Ontology annotation, molecular function: protein binding. Lineage: Eukaryota; Metazoa; Chordata; Aves; Apodiformes; Apodidae. The record is from RefSeq and is a predicted model, not a curated record.
AUGAGGAGCCCAGAAGGCUUCCUCCUUUGCUUGCUGCUGCUGGUGGCCUCCUGUUGCACAGAAGUGGCCACCCAGGAGGCCCAGCCUGAGCCUAAGAUGCCGUGUGCCAACUGGAUGGGAGGAGCACCUGGCUACCCCGGCCACAACGGGCUCCCUGGCAGGGAUGGGAAAGAUGGAAAUGACGGACCAAAGGGAGAGAAAGGAGAACAAGGUAUGCAAGGUCCUAAAGGUGACCAAGGUGCUGUAGGAAUCCCAGGGCCAAGAGGAUUUCCUGGAACCCCAGGGAUGAUGGGACAGAAGGGCGAAGGUGCCUUCAUCUACCGCUCUGCCUUCAGCGUGGGCCUGAAGGAACGAGCCCCCCACCCCAACGUCCCCAUCCGCUUCACCAAGAUCUACUACAAUGAGCAGAACCACUACGAUGCCAGCACUGGCAAGUUCCUCUGCAGCAUCCCGGGCACCUACUUCUUCUCCUACCACCUGACAGUCUACCUGACAGACGUCAAGGUCAGCCUCUACAAGAAGGACAAGGCAGUGAUCUUCACCUACGACCAGUUCCAACAGAACAAUGUUGACCAAGCCAGCGGCUCUGUCUUGCUGCACCUUAGCAGUGGGGACGAGGUCUGGCUUCAGGUGUACGGGGAGGGGGAAAACAAUGGUGUCUACGCUGACAACAUUAAUGAUUCCACUUUCAUGGGCUUCCUCCUGUAUCCAGACCUGAGUGUCCAUUAA